Molecule: messenger RNA, 783 nt
Organism: Trichoplax adhaerens
Lineage: Eukaryota; Metazoa; Placozoa; Uniplacotomia; Trichoplacea; Trichoplacidae
Exons: 1
Coding region: 1-783 (260 amino acids)
Biological process (GO): amino acid transmembrane transport; aromatic amino acid transport
Cellular component (GO): plasma membrane
Molecular function (GO): aromatic amino acid transmembrane transporter activity
Source: RefSeq, a predicted model, not a curated record
AUGGUCGGAUUUAUCAUAAGUUUUAUCUUACUGUCUGCAAUGUUGCCAGCGCAUGUGCAAACAGAAAGAUUAAUGCAUGUAGACUGGUCUCCUACGUUGUUUACACUGCCUAUCCUGAUUACCUCUUUUGGAUAUCACAUUAUUAUUCCCAGUUUAACAACAUACAUGCAGCAUAACCGUAAAAUGCUUCGCAGAACCCUUGUGGUUGGAAGCAUUAUCCCCUUACUAAUUUACAUCUUUUGGGAAGCGAUAACCGUGGGGAUUAUUCCUCUUUCAGGAAAAGUGAGCUUAUUUAGCGCUUGGAGUUCGGGAGAAUCGAUCUCGAUGACUUUGUCUCGGGUUCUUGAUGCUCCUUUUGUCAGAGUUUCGGCUCUAUUCUUUUCAUUUUUUGCGAUUAUCACCUCAUUUUUAGGGGUAUCAUUAUCCCUUGCGGAUUUUUUAUCAGAUGGUCUUCGUUUGGGUUCAAAAGGAUUCAAGGGCCGGGUCCUUUCUGUGCUCUUAACGUUUAUCCCCCCGCUAAUAUUUUUGGUUGUCUACAAGAGGGGUUUUGUUGUAGCUCUUGAAUAUGCGGGAGCUUUUGUUGCAGUGCUUUUAGUGAUCCUUCCUUCAUUAAUGGUUCUUAAACUAAAAAAACCUAAUCAGUAUCAAUCUCCCUUAAAGAAAGCCCUCCUGUGUGUGAUCAUUGCCGCGGGGGUUUUGUUUAUUAUUGCAGAUGUCAUGCAACAAAAAGGGGUUUUUAAACCUCUUCUUGAGCGUUAUAACCAUGUUUCAACUUCAAUCUGA